Molecule: messenger RNA, 1546 nt
Organism: Siniperca chuatsi (mandarin fish)
Lineage: Eukaryota; Metazoa; Chordata; Actinopteri; Centrarchiformes; Sinipercidae
Gene: agxtb
Product: alanine--glyoxylate and serine--pyruvate aminotransferase b
Exons: 11
Coding region: 82-1374 (430 amino acids)
Cellular component (GO): peroxisome
Molecular function (GO): L-serine:pyruvate transaminase activity; L-alanine:glyoxylate transaminase activity
Source: RefSeq, a predicted model, not a curated record
CACAGUCAGGCUCAGUCUCUUCGUCUGUCGGUGGUGAUCUCACUUGGUGCAGGCUUCUCAGGAACCAGGACACCAGCCGUGAUGCAGCGGGCUUUGUUCAGCCGGAGCGCGCUGCUCGCCCAGCAGGCAGCAGCAGCGGCCCUCGACAGUCCGCUGGCCGCGAGGAGCGCGCCCCUGCUGCAGCGACUGGACCGCUCCAUGUCCUCCGUCACCAUCCCGCCGCCGGCAAGCUUGCUCCGGCCGCUGGAAGUUCCACCCCGUUACCUGUUUGGACCGGGACCCUCAAACGUUUCUCCACGUAUCUUAGCUGCAGGGUCCAGGCCGAUAAUUGGUCACAUGCAUCCAGAAAUGUAUGAGAUCAUGAAUGACAUCAAGCGAGGGAUCCAGUACGUCUUUCAGACAGAGAACAGCAUGACUAUAGCAGUGAGCGGCUCCGGGCACGCGGCCAUGGAGUGUGCGGUGUUCAAUACGGUGGAGCCCGGAGAGAGCGUGCUCAUUGCCAUCAACGGAAUCUGGGGCGAGCGCGUUGCAGAAAUUGCAGAAAGAAUGGGUGCCAAUGUACAUAGAAUGGUAAAAACACCAGGAGGUUAUUUCAGCAAUAAGGAAAUUGAACAGGCCAUAGCAAAACACAAGCCUGUCCUGUUUUUCCUCACACACGGAGAGUCCUCUGCUGGCCUCUGUCACCCAGUAGAUGGCAUUGGAGACAUCUGCAGAAAACAUAACUGCCUCUUCCUGGUUGACACAGUUGCAUCUCUUGGUGCAGCACCAAUUUUUAUGGACAAGCAAAAUAUUGACAUCCUGUACACGGGUUCUCAGAAGGCUCUAAAUGCGCCUCCUGGCACAGCACCCAUCUCCUUUAAUGACAGAGCAUGCCACAAGAUGUUUAACAGGAAAACCAAACCAGUAUCCUACCUCUUUGAUAUGACACAUUUGUCCAACUACUGGGGUUGCGAUGGCAAACCAGCCAGAGUAUACCAUCACACUGGUCCAGUGUCUGGAUUCUUCGCCCUGAGAGAGAGUCUGGCAAUUCUUGUUGAGAGGGGGCUGGAGGAGUCCUGGAAGAAACACAAGGAUGUGGCAGCCUACCUGUACAGAGGACUGGAGGACUUGGGUCUCAAGCUCUUCAUCCCUGAACAGGACUUGAGGCUUCCCUCCGUCACCACCAUUGCCAUCCCUGACGGCUACGAUUGGAGGGAGUUGCUGGCCUACAUCAUGAAACACCACCAGAUGGAGAUGACUGGAGGCUUGGGCCCUUCCAUCGGCAUGGUGAUGAGGAUCGGAUUGAUGGGAUACAACUGCGAGAAGACUAAUGCUGACUUGGCACUGCAUGCCCUGGCAGACGCUCUCAAGAACUGCAAAAAGAGCAAGGCAUAAGAGACCAGUGCAUACAUUUCAGGAAUUUGUCUGUGCUUUUGACUGCAGAGAUUUUAUAAAACACAGGCUAUGUACCUUUCUUGUAUAAUAGGCUAGUUUUGAAAUAAAGGAGCAGAUAUUGUCAUAUGAGUGCACUGAAAGAUGUCAAUAAAGUGUGCUUUAUUUUAUCAAA